This is a messenger RNA of Morchella importuna, 1119 nucleotides long. RefSeq lists its product as uncharacterized. NCBI's taxonomy places the organism in Eukaryota, Fungi, Ascomycota, Pezizomycetes, Pezizales, Morchellaceae. The transcript is spliced from 3 exons. The coding region runs from base 1 to 1119 and encodes 372 amino acids. The record is from RefSeq and is a predicted model, not a curated record.
AUGCCAGUAAAACGUAAAGCUUCGGCUGCUAAAAUUUCUCCUGUGGAUCCAUCGGAAGAAUCCUCGACCCCGCCCCCAGUUACAAAACGGCAGCGCACAACUGGGGCCGAGCCGACACGCAGAUCCAGCAGAUUGAGGGCUCGAAUUCUUCCGCCGAGUACGAAUCUUAAUAUCAAUCUUCUUCCAACGGAGAUAUUGCUUGUUACUUCAGUCUUUGAUGACCGGAGAAUUACAGACGAUCACCAGGGUGUUUUGCCCGGGCCCCAGACGACGAGUCCAGCAACUGUAGCUAAAAUUGCAGCUGAGUACAAGAUAAAGAUGCUGGCUUUAUUAGUACCUACCGGAAACUCGAGGGAUAUAUUCAAGUUCGACUAUAACUUUCGCGCCAAGAACCGCAGGAAGCUGGAAAUUCGCAACCUCCGUCUCAUGGGUAUCAACCAUCAUUCAGCAGAAUUUAUCUUGACAAGUAAAUUCAAUGGACUACAAUCUAUCACCAUUAUAAACACCCAAAUCAAUCGCAUUUGCCAGAUUCUGUCAAUAAUGAAGACGCCCAUUAUCUGUGAAAAGCUUAUACUUUACGGGCCAUGUAUAUCUACAUCAGAUAUGAAGACUAUUAGACGCAGAUUAUAUACUAGGGAUAUCCAUAUCAACGCCAAGUCAUCCAUGGGAGACAUACCGAGUCAACACAAGAUCUCACGUCAGAUUUGUUGCCCUGUGGGCUUCGAACACCGCAAAUUUAAGUCAUUUCCGCCUCCACUAGAGAGGUUAACUGUGUCGGACGCCAGCGCGUUUGCGAUUAUUGAGCUUGGCCUAGAUAUUCACGAUCUCCGCGAGCUGAGCGUAGGUAUAGUAGCAUUCAACGGCAACGAGAGGCGCUGGCAUGGUACCCAAGAAACGAGGUUUUGGAAUGGCUUGCUCCGAGCGGGGGAGAAACUGGAAAAAAUAACUAUCAGUGGGUUGACUUGUGUGCAGGAUAUCAAAGGUCUUCCUGAAGUGCUGGAAGGGAUGAACCCGGAGUGUGAAAUCAAAUUCAGCGGGAGAAUCCCAGGCAACGUGAUCGGAGAGUUGAAGAACAAAAUUCAGAUGAUGGAACUCGUAAGGGUGAAUUAUGGGGAGUAA